This is a messenger RNA of Phalaenopsis equestris, 783 nucleotides long. RefSeq names its product cell division control protein 48 homolog C-like. The transcript is spliced from 7 exons. NCBI's taxonomy places the organism in Eukaryota, Viridiplantae, Streptophyta, Magnoliopsida, Asparagales, Orchidaceae. The record is from RefSeq and is a predicted model, not a curated record. Gene Ontology annotation, biological process: ribosome biogenesis. Gene Ontology annotation, molecular function: ATP binding; ATP hydrolysis activity; preribosome binding. Gene Ontology annotation, cellular component: nucleus. The coding region runs from base 1 to 783 and encodes 260 amino acids.
AUGCGAGUGAGAUCUGGAUCGCCUCAGCUGCCUGAACUUGGGGUGGACAUGGAGGUUGGUUUUUUGCUUUAUGGACCUCCGGGUUGUGGGAAAACAUUGAUUGCAAAGGCUCUAGCCAACGAGGCAGAUGCCAACUUUAUACAUAGUAAGGGCCCUGAGAUUCUGAGGAAAUAUGCUGGAGAAAACGAGCAAGAAGUUAGAACAAUAUUUAGCCGUGCGAGAACUUGUUCUUCGUGCAUACUUUUCUUUGAUGAAGUGGAUGCUUUGACACCAAAGAGAGGAAGAGAAGGAGCGUUGGUUGUGGAACGGACCCUAAACCAACUGCUUAUAGAAUUAGAUGGUGCUGUUCAGCGGCGCGGUGUUUACGUUAUUGGAGCUACGAAAAGGCUUGAAGUGAUCGACCCUGCCGUUCUACGGCCGGGUAGAUUUGGAAGACUUUCUUACGUCCCUCUUCCAACUGCAGAGGAACGGGGUUUGAUUUUGAGAGGACUUUGUCUUAAAAAGCCUGUUUCUCCGGAUUUUUAUUACACCGCCCUUGCUUCUAGAGAGGCAUGUAGGAAUCUCAAUGGGGCUGAUCUUGUUGUUCUGGUAAGGCAAGCUGCCAUGAUUGUGAAGGAGGAGAAACAGUUGCAUGUGGACCAAGGGAUUUCGUAUGAUACACCAUUUGUGAUAAAGACAUCACAGUUUGAAAAGGCCCUUGAGACGAUCGUCCCGUCGGUCUCAGAGGAGCAAAGGCGUUACCAUGAGGCCUUGUCCCAGAACUUACACAGUAUCAUGAAAUGA